Messenger RNA from Penicillium roqueforti, 2898 nucleotides. RefSeq lists its product as uncharacterized. The transcript has 6 exons. The record is from RefSeq and is a predicted model, not a curated record. Bases 1 to 2898 code for a protein of 965 amino acids. NCBI's taxonomy places the organism in Eukaryota, Fungi, Ascomycota, Eurotiomycetes, Eurotiales, Aspergillaceae.
AUGAGCGAGUCCGCGGAGCAGCUCCGCCAGAUGCAACUGCUUCAAAUGGCGGACCUAGGAACCGCUCGGCGUGAAAUGAUUUCCACAGACGAGAUCAGGAAACAGGCUCGUGUCCACAUUGCCGAUAUCGAAUCCAAGCGACGGCUUGAUCAGAGAGAUGAAGCUCAAUUGAGCAAAUGGGCAAAUUUGCAUGCUGAGAUCGGAGAUACUAGUGGAAUGGAGGAACUCGAUGACAUAGAAUGCGGCCAGUCCCACCGAGCUAAUUUGCACGCGAUGUUGCACCCCAGUGGAGGUCAGCCGCAAACCUACGCAAACCACCUUUACCCAACUCCAUCUGCAGGUCGCGGUGGUGGUGUUAUGGGAAAGAGAGGACGAGGUGGUUUUGCUCCUCUCCCCAGGGGACCUACUAAUCUUCCCCCAAUCCCUCCAAGACCCUCCUUUCAUGGAAAUGUUACACUUCCAGGACUCCCAGGACCGCGCGGUCGCUCGGCUACAAUGUCGGCCAGCAUUCAUUUGGACCCUGCGUUAAACUGCAACAACGAUGACAGCGAUGCUCGAGAUCGAGGAAGGGGACGUGGGCGAGGCAGAGGCAGAGGAAGGGGCAACGCCCAAGAACAGGUUCACAUGCCGCCUUCCGCCAUCAGGCCUCAUCGGGCAUCUCCAGCCGUCAACUUCGCCACUAAAAUCUCUGAGCCCGGGGACUUCAUGUCCUUAUUUCAGUCCCGCCGGGCAACUGAAACGUACAAGAAGCCUACCGAUACAAUCGUCUCUGCUCCAAUUCCGAAGACUACAUCUUCGCAGGAAUCCAUUCCACCCAAUGUGCCAAGGGUGAAAAUGCCUCCGAGCGAUACACCCAAGAAGAAAAAGGCGAACAUUCUUCCAGUUGCGAAGCCUGCAUCAUCGCCAGUGGCAACAUCGACAACGCCAUCUCGGGUUGUUCCUAUUGAGACGACUACAUCGUUCCAACCCUCCACGGCCCAGGCUACUACUGGAACCAAGAAAUCUCAGCCACAUAUUGGACCCUAUGAGGUGGAGACGCCCUCACGGUCAGCCCGUGUUGUUCCUCUUGAGAGGACCGCAUCCUUCAAAACCCGCAAGGCCCAGCCUGAUACACCCAAAUCUUCUCAGCCACGUAAUAAACUCCCUCCAGUGGAAGAACCCACCCCACCCCCACCCCAUUCGGUUUCUGUUUCUGUCAAACAAGGCGGCAAGCCCAAAAAGGCGAAACACAUGGUGACGGAUUCUCAGCCUCUUCCAGCAAUGGUCGCAACUGCCACGGAUAAAAUUCAAUGGAAGGUUUUGCCUGGCGAAGAGCCACGAAAGAAGAGCACGGCUCCUCCAAGCAAGACGGCAGUCUCAUUGGAAAACUCUAUGCCCCUCGCUGAGGCCAAGAAGACACCCGUCACCAAGGUCACUCAACUCAAAGACAGCAAGCAGAAUGUUCAGAUGGAGGAAACCAAGCAUAAACCCCAAUCUCAUGAUCUUCUUAGCGAUGACACUCCGGUUAUGACAACCCCUCGCCAUUUCAAUACAGUGGCCAUCAAGCCACCCGUCGUCAAGGUCACUCGACUCAAAGACAGCAAGCAGAAUGUUCAGAUGGAGGAAACCAAGCAUAAACCCCAAUAUCAUGAUCUUCUUAGCGACGAUGACGCCCCGGUCAAUUCAACAAUGAUAACCCCUCACCAUAUGAACACAAUGGCCGUCCACAGUCCAGGUGCUGCAGAAUUGGCAGGUCUGAAGUUUGCCGAGAAGGUCGGAGAGUCGGUGCCAUCCAAGAGCAUUGACGGAGUCAUUGCCCCUAAAACAACGAUCAAUGAUUCAAGUCGAGAACUUGACGGCUUCGGUCUAUAUGGUCCGAAAAUUAUUGAAGAACUUCGCGACAUUCGCAAACACAUUCGUUCGCCCCAAGAGUUGGCUACUGCACAUGAUAUCGAACGCAUACUGGAAUCUAAAUUGCUUCAGUUGAUUCCUGAAGCACCUCCACCGCCUACAGCACCUGCAUCAUCGGAUAUAGAAGGUCGGCUGGGGAAUCUGCUUGCACUUGUGGAAUAUCUUUCCGCAUCGCAGCAAGGAACUAACGCUGUUGAAAUUUCUUCGACUGCCCGGCGCGAUAUUACUCCAUUUGACGGGCACCGAUCGCCGCCUCCCCCUUCGUCUAGUUCAAACUCACCCCCGUCUGCCGAUAAACGCGCGCGCAAGGUACAUGUGCCCGGCCUCUCGCCAACCAAUAGUGAGAGUUCCGACGUAAUUUCACAGUUCGAGACUCUUCAGGUUUCGGACAAACUCGCCGCGCCCCUCCAACCGCAGCGUGUGGUCCCAGUCCCAGCUCUUCGUCCGCUGAGAAUUCCGAAGAAGGCUACUACAUCCGAUAUGUCCGUUCAGGCUACUCCUGCUCUGGGAUCACGUGCAAAGGAAUCAACGAAAAAGCCACAGACUCUGAACGAUUCGAUCUUUGCAGGAUCUGUACCCCUUGUCACUCCCAAUGCUAACGUUAUUGAACCUAAUGCGGUGCGUUCCCAGACCACUGGUCGGGUGUUGAGCGCAAACCAUCCAAACAUUCCCAAGCACCAGGAUUUCCAGGCAACGGGCGCUCGUACAAUCGGCCCUGCGCCAUACAAACCCCGCGUGAUUGGACCUGCACCCUCUGCCUAUGAGCCAACCACGUUGCGCGAUGUGCCAACAGCCCACAUUCGUACUGUUUCCGUUCAGCAUGCUAACACUGAGAAUCGGCCCUCCUUGGAUGUUGCAAACCGUGCUUCGACCUCCAUGGGUUACUUCAAUGGCCCAGCUUCCCAGCAAGCUCCGGGUGAACUGUUCUCCAUGCCUGACCCUGCGACGAUUCUCCAGCCCAAAGCGAAGGCGGCUGGUUUCUUCACUUCCAACCAAUCUCGCCGCUAA